Molecule: messenger RNA, 5834 nt
Organism: Drosophila erecta
Lineage: Eukaryota; Metazoa; Arthropoda; Insecta; Diptera; Drosophilidae
Gene: Ser
Product: protein serrate
Exons: 15
Coding region: 684-4907 (1407 amino acids)
Biological process (GO): multicellular organism development; establishment or maintenance of epithelial cell apical/basal polarity; cell communication
Cellular component (GO): protein-containing complex; plasma membrane
Molecular function (GO): calcium ion binding; Notch binding
Source: RefSeq, a predicted model, not a curated record
CCCAGAGGCAAUCAGUCGUUAGUCGAAGCCUGAAGCGCACGCAGCACUCAGCGGAAGUCGUCGCCAGCUCAGUUUGAAGCGGUUUCGGUGGUUCAGACCGAGCCACAGUUCUCUUAACCGCCACCACCACCAGCACUAUCACCAUCACCACCUUUACCACCACCAAAACCGCAGCACUCUCGCGUGACUUGCUCCGCCCCGUGAAUGGAUGCUGCUCGAGGGCUGGAAAUGCCGCAGGAUUCGGUUAACGCGUUUAGUCGAGCGCCGUGCUUCGAGCGGUGAUGAGCCCCUUUUCUGUCAACGCAAAAGAUCUACAAAACAUCAUCGCCUAUCAAGUGGAAGUGUCAAGUGUGAAGAAAACAAAAACGAGAGAAGCACAUACUAAGGUCCAUAUAAAUAAUAAAUAUAAUAAAUAAUUGUGUGUGAUAACAACAUUAAGAAAACAAAACGAAGGCGAAGUGGAGAAAAUGAUACAGCAUCCAGAGUACGACCAGUUAUUCAGCUAUCCAGAGCAAGUGUAGUGUGUGGCAGCUUAGAAACAAACAAAGGCACCAAAAUCUGCAUACAUGGGCUAAUUAAGGCUGCCCAGCGAAUUUACAUUUGUGUGGUGCCAAUCCAGAGUGAAUCCGAAACAAACUCCAUCUAGAUCGCCAACCAGCAUCACGCUCGCAAACGCCCCCAGAAUGUACAAAAUGUUUAGGAAACAUUUUCGGCGAAAACCAACAUCGUCGUCGUCGGCGGAAUCAACAAUAGAAUCACCAGACAGCCUGGGAAUGUCCAAGAAGACGGCGACAAAAAGGCAGCGUCCGAGGCAUCGGGAACCCAAAAUCGCGACCCUGCCAUCGACGGUCCGCGAUUGUCGAUCAUUAAAGUCUGCCUGCAACUUAAUUGCUUUAAUUUUAAUACUGUUAGUCCAUAAGAUAUCCGCAGCUGGUAACUUCGAGCUGGAAAUAUUAGAAAUCUCAAAUACCAACAGCCAUCUACUCAACGGCUAUUGCUGCGGCAUGCCAGCGGAACUUAGGGCCACCAAGACGAUAGGCUGCUCGCCAUGCACGACAGCAUUCCGGCUGUGCCUGAAGGAGUACCAGACCACGGAGCAGGGUGCCAGCAUAUCCACGGGCUGUUCGUUUGGCAACGCCACCACCAAGAUACUGGGUGGAUCCAGCUUCGUGCUCAGCGAUCCGGGUGUGGGAGCCAUUGUGCUGCCCUUUACGUUUCGGUGGACGAAGUCGUUUACGCUGAUACUGCAGGCGUUGGAUAUGUACAACACAUCCUAUCCAGAUGCGGAGAGGUUAAUUGAGGAAACAUCAUACUCGGGCGUGAUACUGCCGUCGCCGGAGUGGAAGACGCUGGACCACAUCGGGCGGAACGCGCGGAUCACCUACCGUGUCCGGGUGCAAUGCGCCGUUACCUACUACAACACGACCUGCACGACCUUCUGCCGUCCGCGGGACGACCAGUUCGGUCACUAUGCCUGCGGCUCCGAGGGUCAGAAGCUCUGCCUGAAUGGCUGGCAGGGCGUCAACUGCGAGGAGGCCAUCUGCAAGGCGGGCUGCGACCCCGUCCACGGCAAGUGCGAUCGUCCGGGCGAAUGCGAAUGCAGACCCGGCUGGCGGGGUCCACUGUGCAACGAGUGCAUGGUCUAUCCCGGCUGCAAACAUGGUUCCUGCAACGGCAGCGCCUGGAAAUGCGUGUGCGACACCAACUGGGGUGGCAUAUUGUGCGACCAAGAUUUAAAUUUCUGCGGCACCCAUGAACCCUGCAAGCACGGCGGCACCUGCGAGAAUACCGCUCCGGACAAGUACCGCUGCACAUGCGCCGAGGGCCUCUCGGGCGAGCAGUGCGAGAUCGUGGAGCACCCAUGUGCCACCAGGCCGUGCCGCAACGGCGGCACAUGCACGCUGAAGCCGAGUAACCGAACUCAAGCCCAAGUGUAUCGCACAUCACAUGGCAGGAGCAACAUGGGCAGGCCGGUAAGACGCAGCAGCUCGAUGCGCAGCCUGGAUCACCUGCGGCCGGAGGGGCAGGCGCUGAAUGGCAGCAGCUCCUCGGGAUUGGUGUCCCUAGGUUCCCUGCAGCUGCAGCAGCAACUGGCCCCCGACUUCACUUGCGACUGCGCAGCCGGAUGGACGGGACCGACAUGCGAAAUAAAUAUCGAUGAGUGCGCCGGGGGUCCCUGCGAGCAUGGUGGCACUUGCAUCGAUCUAAUCGGUGGCUUUCGAUGCGAGUGUCCGCCGGAGUGGCACGGCGAUGUCUGCCAGGUGGAUGUGAACGAGUGCGAGGCGCCGCAUUCCGCCGGAAUCGCUGCGAACGCUUUGCUGACCACCACAGCCACUGCGAUCAUUGGGAGUAAUCUGAGCAGCACCGCCCUUCUGGCCGCUCUGACCAGUGCGGUGGCAUCCACAUCCAUGGCCAUCGGACCGUGCAUCAAUGCCAAGGAGUGCCGCAAUCAGCCGGGUUCCUUUGCCUGCAUUUGCAAGGAGGGCUGGGGCGGAGUCACCUGUGCCGAAAACCUGGAUGACUGUGUGGGUCAGUGCCGCAAUGGAGCCACCUGCAUCGAUCUGGUCAACGACUAUAGGUGCGCCUGUGCCGCAGGAUUCACGGGUCGCGAUUGCGAGACGGACAUCGACGAGUGUGCCACUUCACCGUGCCGAAAUGGUGGUGAGUGUGUGGACAUGGUGGGCAAAUUCAAUUGCAUUUGUCCACUGGGUUACUCGGGAUCUCUGUGCGAGGAGGCCAAGGAGAACUGCACACCAUCGCCAUGUCUAGAGGGCCACUGCCUCAACACGCCCGAAGGAUACUACUGCCACUGUCCUCCGGAUCGCGCCGGAAAGCAUUGCGAGCAACUGCGUCCGCUUUGCUCCCAACCGCCCUGCAACGAGGGCUGCUUCGCCAAUGUCAGCCUAGCGACGUCAGCGACAACGACGACGACAAGCACCACAUCGGCGACAACGACGAGGAAGAUGGCCAAGCCAAGCGGAUUGCCCUGCAGCGGACACGGCAGCUGCGAGAUGAGCGACGUGGGCACCUUCUGCAAAUGCCAUGUGGGCCACACCGGCACCUUCUGCGAGCACAAUCUCAACGAAUGCUCGCCGAAUCCUUGUCGAAAUGGGGGAAUUUGCCUUGACGGCGACGGCGACUUUACAUGCGAAUGCAUGUCGGGCUGGACAGGUAAACGCUGUUCGGAGCGGGCUACAGGUUGCUAUGCCGGUCAGUGCCAGAAUGGCGGCACCUGCAUGCCUGGAGCCCCGGACAAGGCUCUGCAGCCGCAUUGCCGUUGUACGCCAGGUUGGACUGGUCUGUUUUGCGCCGAGGCCAUUGACCAGUGCCGCGGCCAGCCGUGUCACAAUGGCGGCACUUGCGAGUCAGGAGCGGGCUGGUUCCGCUGCGUCUGCGCUCAAGGAUUCUCCGGUCCUGACUGCCGCAUCAAUGUGAACGAGUGCUCGCCACAGCCCUGCCAAGGCGGUGCCACCUGCAUCGACGGAAUCGGGGGAUACAGCUGCAUCUGCCCACCAGGACGCCAUGGAUUGCGGUGUGAAAUUUUGCUCUCCGAUCCCAAGUCCGCCUGUCAAAACGCGAGCAACACCAUCUCCCCUUACACUGCUCUGAACCAAAGCCAAAAUUGGCUGGAUAUUGCUCUAACCGGAAGAAGUGAGGACGAUGAGAACUGCAAUGCGUGUGUCUGCGAAAACGGCACCUCUCGCUGCACAAAUCUCUGGUGUGGAUUGCCCAACUGCUAUAAGCUGGAUCCGCUCUCCAAGUCCUCGAAUCUGUCCGGCGUUUGCAAACAGCACGAGGUGUGUGUUCCGGCACUGAGUGAGACCUGCCUCUCAUCGCCUUGCACUGUUCGAGGGGAUUGUCGAGCCCUGGAACCAUCGCGACGGGUAGCUCCACCCCGGCUGCCAGCCAAAUCCAGCUGCUGGCCCAAUCAGGCCGUGGUCAACGAGAACUGCGCCCGUCUCACCAUCCUCUUGGCCCUGGAGCGCGUGGGCAAGGGAGCUUCGGUGGAGGGGCUCUGCUCCCUGGUGAGGGUGCUGCUGGCUGCCAAGCUGAUUAAGAAGCCGGCGAGUACACUUGGUCAGGAUCCGGGAAUGCUCAUGGUGCUCUGCGAUCUCAAAACGGGCACCAAUGACACUGUUGAACUAACUGUGUCCUCCAGCAAAAUAAAUGAUCAGCAGCUGUCAGUGGCGGUGGGUCUGCUGGGUGAACUCCUCAGCUCCAGGCAGUUGAAUGGCGUUCAGCAUCGCAAGGAACUGGAGUUGCAGCAUGCAAAAUUAGCUGCCCUCACCUCCAUUGUGGAGGUCAAGCUGGAAACGGCCCGAGUGGCCGAUGGCUCGGGUCACAGUCUGCUGAUAGGAGUGCUAUGCGGUGUCUUUAUAGUCCUGGUGGGAUUCUCGGUUUUCAUCAGUCUUUACUGGAAGCAGCGUCUCGCUUAUCGCACCAGUUCAGGAAUGAACUUAACUCCCUCUCUGGAUGCACUGCGUCACGAGGAGGAGAAGUCGAAUAAUCUACAGAACGAGGAGAAUCUGCGAAGGUAUACGAAUCCGCUUAAGGGCAGCACCAGCUCCCUGCGAGCGGCCACCGGAAUGGAACUAAGCCUCAAUCCCGCUCCGGAACUAGCCGCCUCGGCGGCGAGUAGUUCCGCUUUGCACAGAUCGCAGCCACUGUUCCCGCCAUGCGAUUUCGAGCGUGAGCUGGACUCCAGUACGGGUUUGAAGCAGGCGCACAAGCGGAGCUCCCAAAUACUGCUGCACAAAACCCAGAACUCGGACAUGCGGAAGAACACGGUGGGCUCGCUAGACAGUCCGCGGAAGGACUUUGGCAAGCGGUCGAUCAAUUGCAAGUCCAUGCCGCCCUCCUCGGGCGACGAGGGCUCCGAUGUCCUUGCCACCACUGUGAUGGUUUAGCCGUGAUCUCACCAACCAACCAAUCAAGAAACCAAGCAGCCGCCCACAGCCAGCUCAAAGUUCCAAUUGCCACAGCACGGGCGCUUUUUCCAAGUGCAUUAGUAGCGUAAUUAAAACUAGGACAUAGAUUAGGAUUACGAGGUACUCCACAAAGGAGUGGCUCUGUUGAAAACGUAGCUUUUCUAAAUCCAGGUCGUUUAUGGUAAGAUGAGGUACACAAAUAAAUAAGCGUGUUAAUCAAGCUUUUCGAGGCCACAGGUUGGGCCAAUGUAUUUGUAUACCUGAUCUUAUCUUAAUACUAACCAGUUUAAUGGCUUGCUCUUUAAUCUCUAACUUAAAGUUCUCUAUAGGAAUAACUCUUUUUUUUUUGUGGAUCAAGUUAAAAAGUUCAGUUAGACGGGCGUUUUCCACAGUGUCAUGUCGAUGUGGACACCCAUGGAUAUAUAAGUUAGAUAGUGUAAUUCCGAACUCUUCUCUUCGCUAAGCAACAUCCUACACAGUGUGAUAUUUAGUGUAACCCAGGCGCGCAUUUACGUUCAUUUAAAGGUAAUGAUAUAUAUAAAGGAAAUCAACUUCUUGGCUAGCACAAGCUGUAUGUAUAUAGUUCUCGUUUAGGAUCGUCGCGCUCUAUAUUGUGUAUAAGCUGUAAAUACUGUAAAUUAGCAGUUACCGUUAUUGUAUUUUGUCUAUAGAUAGAUUCGUAGCAUUAAACUAAGACCCAGCCGCAACGCGUUAGACUUUAAAAGUUGUUUGCAAUUGUACGCAAUAAUAUAGUUUUAUGCUCGUAGUUAGGUAGCUGUGUAACCGGGUAAGAUUCAAACGAUUUUGUACUGUAUUAUACCUAUCUGUGUAGUAAUAUUUAUUUAUUAUAUUAAUUUUGAUCUAGACGCAAUAAAGGAAUAUCAAUAAAGAUAGUAAAAGACAUAA